Messenger RNA from Cajanus cajan (pigeon pea), 2324 nucleotides. RefSeq names its product heat shock 70 kDa protein. The record is from RefSeq and is a predicted model, not a curated record. Gene Ontology annotation, molecular function: ATP binding; ATP-dependent protein folding chaperone. NCBI's taxonomy places the organism in Eukaryota, Viridiplantae, Streptophyta, Magnoliopsida, Fabales, Fabaceae.
CCUCUCUCUCCUCGCUCACAAGUUUUGCACAUACGAAACUACUAUACAAACACUAAACUCCAAUUCCGAAAUUUUCCUUUACUCAUCAAAUAGUGAACUCCAGCUCUGAGAUUUUCAUUACCUUAGAAACACAGUUAUGGCGACAAAGGAAGGAAAAGCCAUAGGCAUAGACCUCGGCACGACCUGCAGCUGUGUGGGCGUGUGGCAAAACGACCGCGUGGAGAUCAUCCCCAACGACCAAGGGAACCGAACCACCCCCUCCUACGUGGCCUUCACCGACACGGAGAGGCUCAUCGGAGACGCGGCCAAGAACCAGGUUGCCAUGAACCCGCAGAACACCGUCUUCGAUGCCAAGCGUUUGAUCGGCCGCAGAUUCUCCGACGCCUCCGUCCAAAACGACAUGAAGCUCUGGCCCUUCAAGGUCGUAGCGGGCCCGGCCGACAAGCCCAUGAUCGUGGUCACAUACAAAGGCGAGGAGAAAAAAUUCGCCGCGGAAGAGAUAUCCUCGAUGGUGCUUAUCAAGAUGAGAGAAGUAGCAGAGGCGUUUCUCGGUCACGCGGUGAAGAACGCCGUUAUCACGGUCCCCGCUUAUUUCAACGACUCGCAGAGGCAGGCCACGAAGGACGCAGGGGCGAUUUCGGGUUUGAACGUGUUGAGGAUAAUCAACGAACCCACCGCUGCUGCUAUUGCUUACGGACUCGACAAGAAGGCUUCCAGAAAAGGUGAACAGAACGUGCUUAUUUUUGACCUAGGUGGCGGCACGUUCGACGUUUCGCUAUUAACCAUCGAGGAGGGGAUUUUCGAGGUGAAGGCCACCGCCGGUGACACUCACCUCGGUGGCGAAGAUUUCGACAACAGAAUGGUGAACCACUUCGUUUCGGAGUUCAGAAGGAAGAACAAAAAAGACAUCAGCGGGAACGCUAGAGCGUUGAGGAGGCUAAGAACAGCGUGUGAGAGAGCUAAGAGAACGCUCUCUUCAACCGCGCAGACGACGAUAGAAAUCGAUUCUUUAUACGAAGGGAUUGAUUUCUACGCGACUAUUACGAGAGCGAGGUUUGAGGAGCUGAACAUGGAUUUGUUCAGGAAGUGCAUGGAGCCGGUGGAGAAGUGUCUCCGUGACGCCAAGAUUGACAAGAGUCACGUUCACGAGGUUGUGUUGGUGGGAGGUUCCACUAGGAUUCCGAAAGUCCAGCAACUCUUGCAGGAUUUCUUCAACGGGAAAGAGCUUUGCAAGAGUAUUAACCCCGACGAAGCUGUUGCGUACGGUGCUGCGGUUCAGGCCGCGAUUUUGAGCGGUGAGGGAGACGAGAAGGUUCAGGAUUUGUUACUAUUGGACGUGACACCUCUGAGCCUUGGACUCGAAACUGCUGGCGGUGUGAUGACGGUGUUGAUUCCGCGUAACACGACGAUUCCGACGAAGAAGGAGCAGAUAUUUUCGACGUAUGCGGAUAACCAACCCGGGGUUUUGAUUCAAGUGUUUGAAGGAGAACGCGCGAGGACGAAGGAUAACAACCUUCUGGGGAAGUUCGAGCUUGCUGGUAUCCCUCCUGCGCCGAGAGGAGUGCCUCAGAUUAACGUUUGCUUCGACAUCGACGCGAACGGGAUUCUGAACGUGUCCGCAGAGGAUAAGACCGCGGGUGUGAAGAACAAGAUAACGAUUACGAACGACAAGGGGAGGUUGAGCAAGGAGGAGAUUGAGAAGAUGGUGAAGGACGCGGAGAGGUACAAGGCAGAGGAUGAGGAGGUGAAGAAGAAGGUGGAGGCGAAAAACUCGCUUGAGAAUUAUGCUUACAAUAUGAGGAACACGAUAAGGGAUGAGAAGAUUGGGGGGAAGUUGGGGGCCGAGGAGAAGCAGAGGAUUGAGAAGGCGGUGGAGGAUGCUAUAGAGUGGUUGGAGGGGAACCAGUUGGCGGAAGUGGAGGAGUUUGAGGACAAGCAGAAGGAGUUGGAGGGGAUCUGCAACCCCAUCAUUGCCAAGAUGUAUCAAGGUCAGGGUGCUGCAGGUGCUGGUGCUGGUGCUGGUGGAGAUGUGCCUAUGGGGGAUGAUGGGCCUGGUGGUGCUGCCUCUGGCGCCGGACCUAAGAUUGAAGAAGUUGACUAAGCUUCUGGAUUUUACUAACUUAAGCUUUGGUGCUGCUGUUUGUGCUCUUUAUUUGUCUCUAAUAAUGCAAGUUUAGUCAUGUGAUGUGAGGUUUCAUAAAUAGUCAAUAAAGUUUUUUUUAGCUUCAUGUGAUCCAUGUAAUUUCACAAAUGGAGCUGAGAUUAAUGUAAUUUUAUACAGCUCCGGUUUAUUAAUAUAUGUUUUUAUUUGUUCCUCUCUUCUU